CAAUUCUCAAACUCACCGAUAAAGCUUUUUGUUCUUUUCCUUCCUCUGCCAUGGACGACAAAAAAGCCGAACAAUUAGAAUCGACCGUAGUUUCUAAUCCAAUGCGAAAGGUUGAUACUCAAAACCCAACAGGUGCCAAAAAUGGUGAUGCUAAUUCAAGAAACCUUUACAGCAGUGUUAGUGAUGCUGAGGUUUUUAGAUAUCUUAACAGCAAUAAGGUUGCAUCUUAUAAAAGGGUCAUUUGGGAAACAAUGAAUAUGGACUAUCAGAAGGGGACGAGCCAGAAGCGAGCCAAAACUGCCAAGAAAGUUGAUCCAGCUAAGGUUGUUAAACCUUCACAGAAAAAGAAUAAUGAGAAGAAAUUGAGUUCAAAGAUCAAUUACGAUAUGUUGAAUAAACUUGAGCAGGAUCACGUUCAAGAAAUAGGAUUUGGAGAAGGCGGGAGAACGCUGGACAAUGAAAAAUUCAACUCUGAAGCUUAUAGUUCAGGAGAGACAAAUAAUAAUGACUUCGAACAUGAAAAACUGGGCAGUGAAGAAGAAGGCGAUGCCAUUCAAGAUUACUAUGCUAUUACAGAUUAUGGAAUGGAUGAUGAUGGCUAUGGUCAUUAUGAAGAGCAUGAUUAUGAAGAAUACUAGUUUGAUUUUUUUGUUUCAAAUGAAUGCUUAUCUGAAUUUUAUAAUUUUGUAGUUUUUCUUUUCCUGAUGGAACUGCAUCUUGGGGUUUUUUUUUGUUGACUGAACUGACCUUUCAGUUCAACAAGGGAGCUGCACUGAUGAAACUGCAGAAACUCCAUUGGAGCAUGAUUAGUUUGGGUUUUUAGAUUUUUUGAUAUUCCUACAUUAAAUAUAUAGUAAAUAUAGAUGUAUACCGUUUGGUUGGUUGGAUACCGUUGGACACACCUUGUAACAAGUUCCACAUUAUGUAUGCACCAAAGAGACUGAUGUUUUGUCUUAAGAUUUUUUAACAUGAACAAUUGUGAGGUCCUUCAAAA
Cannabis sativa is the source of this 994-nucleotide messenger RNA. RefSeq lists its product as uncharacterized. NCBI's taxonomy places the organism in Eukaryota, Viridiplantae, Streptophyta, Magnoliopsida, Rosales, Cannabaceae. Bases 51 to 638 code for a protein of 195 amino acids. The transcript is spliced from 6 exons. The record is from RefSeq and is a predicted model, not a curated record.